AUGACUAUCGGUAUUUAUUUACUAAUUUUAUUAAUUUUCUUUUAUAUUUAUCUAAGUUGUCUGCUAUAUAAACUUUUAAUUCGAAACAAAAAAAUUUCUCCAAUUGCCUCCGCCAAUUUGACGGGGGAAAAGACGAGGCUUUUUUUGUUUAACUUUUUCUUUUUCUGCCAUAUAAGCAGAAUUAUAUCUUUAAUAAUAUUAACAUUUUUAGACAUAAAAUAUAAUUCAAUUGAUUAUAAUACGUUAUUGUUAUUUCCCAAUUUUUAUUUUUAUUUAAUUUUACUUAAAACAUUUCCAACUUAUUUUUUUUUAUCAUCUUUUACAAUAAUAAUUGUAUUUUGGUCACAAGUUUACUAUGCAUCUAUACUAGUAUCAUUUCCUUAUUUGCAGCCAUUAUAUAUUUUUUUAAAUAUCUUAGUAUAUACAAUAAACAUAGUCUUAGCUAGUUUAACCUUUUUCAUGAAGACUUUUACUGAUUAUAUUUAUUAUAAUUAUAUUUUAGAAUCAAUUAUAGAUUAUUUAAUAGCAAUAGGUUUCAUUUAUUAUGGGAUUAAGGUAACGAAAAAGCUGAAGGAAAAGAGCAAAGGGAUUUCAAGAAAAAAAAGCAUUAUAAGAAGAAUACUGUCUCUAUCUGUUAUACUUUUCAUAAUUUUAUCAUUAAAAGGAUUAUAUUCUUUCUGGUGCUUUUUUAGUGAUUCAAAUUUUUAUAAUUCAUAUCUAGACUUACCCACAUCAGAUGCUAUAAUAUAUUUUAUAUCAGAAUGUAUCCCUUCUUUGCUAAUCAUUUCUACUUUUCAACCAAAUAAAGAAAAAAACACAUUAAACAUUCAAUACACUACUCCGUUGUGUUCUGAAACAUUUGAUCCAUAUAAUUUUGAAUUAAAAAAAAAAAAAAAAAGCCAAAAUAAACGAUAA
This is a messenger RNA of Plasmodium relictum, 915 nucleotides long. Its product is annotated as conserved Plasmodium membrane protein, unknown function. The record is from RefSeq and is a predicted model, not a curated record. Lineage: Eukaryota; Apicomplexa; Aconoidasida; Haemosporida; Plasmodiidae. Bases 1 to 915 code for a protein of 304 amino acids. The transcript has 8 exons.